Oldenlandia corymbosa var. corymbosa is the source of this 2853-nucleotide messenger RNA. The record is from the annotation of a GenBank genome assembly. NCBI's taxonomy places the organism in Eukaryota, Viridiplantae, Streptophyta, Magnoliopsida, Gentianales, Rubiaceae.
UUUUAAUAUAUCUUUUAUGUUCAUCAAUCACGAUGAACAUGAUGAUCCUACUGAAUCUAGCGGCUCCAGAGACUAGAGAGUCAUCAUUUCCACCAAACUACUAUAACCUCUAUCCUAUAUAUAAGAAUAAAGACAAAAUGAAUGAAUGACAUUUAUUAGUCAUCCAAUUAGACCAAACCAAAGCCUGAAACUGCUUCAAAUCACAGAAUCUCAAAACAAUCUCCCGGUUCAACAGAUACAGAGACAGAACCGCAGGAAAAAUGAGGCCCAAGAUUUAUCUGUUUGGCGAUUCAAUAACUGAACAAUCAUUCGAAGAUGGGGGAUGGGGUGCUUCUCUCGCCAACCAUUUUUCCAGGACGGCUGAUGUAGCGAUAAGAGGAUACAGUGGGUAUAAUACGAGGUGGGCUUUGAUGGUUCUGGACAAGGUGUUUCCUGCUCCACUACCGGGUCAGAAUGGCGGUGGUGAGGCGGAGCCGGUGUGUGUCACGGUGUUCUUUGGAGCAAACGACGCGUGUCUUCCGGAUCGAUAUGCUCGUGCCCAGCACGUGCCCCUCGAUGAAUACAAGCACAACUUACGCUCUAUAGUUUGUUUUCUCAAGGUAAUAACAAUUAACAAAUUGGAUUAUUGAAAGCCCAAAUUAUCCCACAUUCCACAUGGGAAGUCAAGAUGGGCAGACAAACGUUUUAGUAUUUAUUUAUUUAUUUCUUGAUUUCUGCCUCUUUUCUUUUCUUAAAUAAUGUGCCUUAUUUGUCUCCUUUUUUGGGCUUUUGUCAUUGAGCCACAUGUGGAGCAUCGGGGGUUGGGUUUCAGUUAGACAUGUGCAUUGCUCCUUAUUUUUGGUUAAUAAUGACUCAUUGCUACUUGCUAUCUAACUUGGAAGCUUGAAAGUGCAGUUUGGUUUUUAUAUUUGGGCUGCAUAUAAUUUAUGAUUCCCAACCCAAAAACUAGUGUCCCCAAAAUGGUGUGCAAUUAAUUAAGCCCAGUAGGUUUCUAUUUGCGGCCCCAAUUAUGCAGCAAGAUUUUUUUUUUUAAUUUUUUUUUAUAUAUAUAGAAAAACUUUGUUAAUGCUUUAACUGUGUUCAUACGUAGGAUUUCUCUAAAAAAAUAAUCAGAUUUCAUAACCUUGUACAUAUAAAUCAUACGCUGAUUUUUUAUUUACUCUUAACACAUCUUCUUGAAUACUAGUUUUUUUUUUUUUCAAACACUAGAUAAAUCAUUACAAAUGUAUGUAACAAGGUUCUUUAUUCAUUUAUUUUUUUAAAACUUUGCUCUAGAGAGCUGACCUACAUAGGUAUUUAUUGAUUUCAGGUUGCUCCACCAUACGACUAUUAUUCCUAAAAAAGAAAAAAUCUUUCUAGUUUGCUUUACUUUUGAUUCCGACCAAGUACCAAACUUUCUAAAUUUGGUCCCAAAUCAAUUAAUGGGAUUCAGCUUGAAUGGGCUACUCUUGGAAAUUUGUGUAUGUAAUUUUCAAACGUGCUCUUAUGUAUCUUAUAAUUUAGGACCCAAAGUUCCCCCAUUGGACUAAUCUUGAAUUGAUUUCAAGCUUUGUUAUAAGCAAUAUCUACAGUAUACUGGGUCCAAACCAAUGAAAAAGUAAAUUUAUUUUUCACUUAGUAAGCCACACUUAUACGCCUUUGUUUCUUGUUCUUACUACCUUCUUAAUUGGUCUCUUCUUCAUUUGUCAUUGGGAGACUUCUCUUAUUUUUAGGACAUGUGCAUUUUUAGUUUUUUACAUAUUCAAAUGUGAAGUGUAUGCAUUGCCUCUUUCUUGGUCAGCUUUGUUUAAUUUUCCCUAGAAAUACUUCGCGGAAAAUGUCAUUAUUAUUUUUAGACCUGGUGCAUGUUACAUUUAUUUCUGAGCAGAAAGAAGGGGGUAAUUAUCUUGUUUUGUUUUGUUUCCCCCUAUUUAGAAACGAUGGCCUAGCACACAUGUUAUACUGAUCACGCCUCCGCCAAUUGAUGAAGCGACGCGCCUAUUGUAAGCUUCAACCAAUUGCAUUUGUUUUUGCAAGUUUGAUGAUGUGUGGAAUUUGUGGAUGUUGAAACAGUCUUAAGGUUUGUGGAUUUCGGGUGAUGUAGGCACCCUUAUGCUGAUAACCCUGAAAACUUGACUGAGAGGAGCAAUGAAGCCACUGGAAAUUAUGCCAAAGCUUGUCUUUCCGUUGCAUCAGAAUGCAAAGUUGCAGCGAUAGAUCUGUGGACCAAGAUGCAGCAGUUUGCUGGCUGGAGAAGUGAUCUUCUAUGGUACGCCGUAAUUUCAUUCUCCAACUUUAUGUUUACGUACUCACAUUUUGACGUGCUGGUUGAUUAUGAAAUGGCUGCAGUGAUGGUUUGCACCUGACUCCCCGUGGGAAUGGGAUCGUGUUUGAAGAAGUAGUCGGGAAGCUUAAGGAAUUGGGCAUAAGCGUGGAAAGUCUACCAUUUGACCUCCCACAUUUUUAUGACAUUGACCCGAAUGAUCCCCUUACAUCUCUUUCAAAGUGAGGUAUCGGAGAAUGCAUCUGCAUCACAUUUUUUCUACGUUGCCAAUUACAAUAUUACAAAAUUAGAGGCUGCGUUUAUAGGGUAGGGACAUUGGGUUCUGCAACCUCUCGCUGGGAUUUUCUUCCAUUCUAAAGCUAUUGAAUGUCAACAACUUGAUGGACCAAUUUAAGUGGAUGAAAAUUCAUGAUAGUUUCAAGUGGCAAAUUAUUGUCCUUUUGAUUAUGUGUGUGACUAUCAUUCGUCCUUUUGUCAAUUUAAUAAUGAGCACCUCAGAUUUGUUUUUCAAAAAUUCUCUCAUUCAUUUGUUUCUCAAAGAAUAUGUAAUGCUUUUAUUUGUUUAAUUAUUUAUUUUGGGGAUGCUGGUG